Molecule: messenger RNA, 10361 nt
Organism: Cyanistes caeruleus (blue tit)
Lineage: Eukaryota; Metazoa; Chordata; Aves; Passeriformes; Paridae
Source: RefSeq, a predicted model, not a curated record
CAAAUUCCUCGAGGUUUUCCAACUAUUGAUAUGGGCCCACAGCUGAAGGUGGUUGAACGAACUCGUACAGCUACCAUGUUAUGUGCAGCCAGUGGCAAUCCUGAUCCUGAAAUAACUUGGUUCAAAGAUUUCUUACCUGUUGACACAAGCAACAACAAUGGCCGCAUCAAGCAGCUACGCUCAGAAUCUAUUGGUGGUACACCAAUAAGAGGUGCCCUCCAAAUUGAACUGAGUGAAGAAUCUGACCAAGGCAAAUAUGAGUGUGUUGCAACCAACAGUGCGGGUACACGCUAUUCUGCCCCUGCCAAUCUAUAUGUCAGAGAGCUGCGAGAAGUUCGGCGGGUCCCACCGAGGUUCUCUAUCCCCCCCACAAAUCAUGAGAUCAUGCCUGGCGGGAGUGUAAAUAUCACCUGUGUUGCGGUGGGAUCACCAAUGCCAUAUGUGAAGUGGAUGCUAGGAGCAGAAGAUUUGACACCUGAGGAUGAUAUGCCAAUAGGGAGAAACGUCCUUGAGCUUAAUGAUGUCAGACAGUCUGCAAACUAUACUUGCGUUGCUAUGUCUACCCUUGGUGUUAUAGAAGCAAUAGCACAGAUAACUGUCAAAGCCUUACCCAAACCUCCUGGAACACCUGUGGUGACAGAAAGCACAGCAACUAGCAUAACGUUGACUUGGGAUUCUGGAAACCCUGAGCCGGUUUCUUACUACAUAAUCCAACACAAACCCAAAAACUCUGAGGAGCCAUAUAAAGAAAUUGAUGGGGUGGCCACAACUCGUUACAGUGUGGCUGGCUUGAGCCCAUAUUCAGAGUAUGAAUUUCGGGUAGUUGCUGUAAAUAACAUUGGGCGAGGGCCGCCCAGCGAGCCUGUGUCAACCAGGACUUCAGAACAGGCACCUUCAAGUGCACCGCGCAACGUACAGGCCCGCAUGCUGAGCUCCACCACCAUCCUGGUACAGUGGGAAGAACCCGAGGAACCUAAUGGGCAAAUACAAGGUUACAGAGUUUAUUACACCAUGGACCCCACUCAACAUGUCAACAGUUGGAUGAAGCACAAUGUGGCUGACAGCCAUAUUACCACUAUUGGGAAUCUUGUACCCCAGAAAACGUACUCUGUGAAGGUCCUUGCUUUUACUUCUGUUGGGGAUGGACCACUUUCUAGUGACAUUCAAGUCAUCACUCAAACAGGAGUGCCUGGUCAGCCAUUGAACUUCAAAGCAGAACCUGAGUCUGAAACAAGCAUACUGCUUUCCUGGACACCUCCACGGUCUGAUACCAUUUCCAGCUAUGAACUGGUUUACAAAGAUGGGGAACAUGGGGAGGAACAACGGGUUUCCACUGAACCUACUACAUCGUAUCGUCUGCAAGGCUUAAGGCCAAACAGCCUGUACUUGUUCCGCCUAGCUGCACGCUCUCCUCAAGGGCUGGGUGCUUCAACAGCAGAAAUCUCAGCGAGAACCAUGCAGUCAAAGCCAUCAGCUCCUCCUCAAGACAUUAGUUGCACAAGCCCCAGCUCCACUAGCAUUUUGGUAAGUUGGAAACCUCCACCGGUGGAAAAACAGAAUGGCAUUAUAACUGCAUACUCCAUCAAGUACAUUGGGAUUGAUGGAGAAGAUGUCAAGCCCCAUGAAAUUUUGGGAAUUUCCUCGGACAGUACCCAGUACCUUUUGGAACAGCUGGAAAAAUGGACUGAGUACCGGAUCUCUGUGACUGCUCACACUGAUGUUGGACCUGGCCCAGAGAGCUUAGCAGUAUUGAUUCGGACAGAUGAAGAUGUUCCUAGUGGUCCUCCUCAGCCCAUGCUGAAGGACAUCAUGCUAGCAGAUGCACAGUGGGAAUAUGAUGAUACUACUGAACAUGAAAUGAUAAUUUCUGGGCUUCAGCCUGAGACCACAUACUCUUUCACUGUGACAGCCUAUACAACAAAAGGUGAUGGAGCACGCAGCAAACCCAAACUUGUAUCUACUACUGGUGCAGUUCCAGGCAAACCUCGGCUUGUGAUUAGCCACACACAGAUGAACACGGCUCUAAUUCAGUGGCAUCCUCCUGUGGAAACUUUUGGCCCGCUGCAGGGUUAUCGCCUGAAGUUUGGUCGCAAAGACAUGGAUACAUUAACAACCAUGGAGUUCUCAGAGAAGGAAGAUCACUUCACGGCCACAGACAUUCACAAAGGAGCUUCUUAUAUCUUCAGGCUCUCAGCUAGAAAUAAAGUGGGCUUUGGGGAGGAGAUGGUUAAAGAGAUUUCUGUUCCUGAAGAGGUACCCAGUGGAUUUCCCCAAAAUCUCCACUCGGAAAGCUCUACUUCUACAUCAGUUCAAUUAACUUGGCAGAUGCCACUCUUGGCAGAAAGAAAUGGCAUUAUCACCAAGUAUACCAUCCUGUACAGAGAUAUCAAUGUUGCUUACCAGCCAGUUGAACUCCCUGUUGUUCCUGCUGAUACCACUAUGACACUUUCUGGCUUAAAACCAGAUACCACUUAUGAUGUAAAAGUACGUGCCCACACAAGCAAAGGGCCUGGUCCAUAUAGUCCAAGUGUCCAGUUCAGGACACUACCCGUGGAUCAAGCAGUGUUUGCAAAAAAUUUUCAUGUUAAAGCAGUAAUGAAGACUUCUGUUUUGCUGUCCUGGGAAAUUCCAGAAAACUACAAUUCAGCACUGCCUUUCAAAAUCCUUUAUGAUGAUGGGAAAAUGGAAGUUGAUGGACGAGCUACUCAAAAGCUGAUCACAAACUUGAAGCCAGAGACGUCAUAUUCAUUUGUCCUGACAAACAGAGGGAAUAGUGCUGGGGGUCUUCAGCACAGAGUUACUGCAAAGACUGCACCAGACGUGCUUCGCACAAAGCCAGUCUUCAUUGGAAAGACCAACUUAGAUGGCAUGAUAACUGUGGAGCUUCCAGAAGUACCCUCAAAUGAGAACAUAAAAGGCUAUUACAUAGUUAUUGUGCCUUUGAAGAGGUCUCGUGGAAAGUUUAUCAAACCGUGGGAGAGUCCAGAUGAAAUGGAACUAGAUGAGCUGCUUAAGGAGAUAGCUAGGAAACGCAGAAGCAUUCGCCUUGGGAGGGAAGUUGAAUUAAAGCCAUAUAUUGCAGCUCACUUUGAAGUUCUUCCUACGGAAUUCACAUUGGGGGAUAAGAAGCAUUAUGGUGGAUUUGAGAAUAAGCAACUGCAGAGUGGUCAAGAAUACGUCUUCUUUGUGUUGGCUGUAAUGGAGCACUCAGAAUCUACCAUGUAUGCAACAAGCCCAUAUUCAGAUCCUGUUGUGUCAAUGGAUCUUGAUCCCCAGCCAAUUACAGAUGAGGAAGAAGGUUUGAUUUGGGUUGUUGGACCAGUUCUUGCAGUGGUCUUUAUCAUCUGCAUUGUUAUUGCUAUACUUCUUUAUAAAAGCAGUAAACCUGACAGGAAGAGGGCUGAAUCUGAUUCUAGAAAGAGCAGCAUACCCAACAGCAAGGAGGUGCCCUCUCACCAUCCCACGGAUCCAGUGGAGCUGCGACGCCUUAACUUUCAAACUCCGGGUAUGGCCAGUCAUCCCCCAAUACCUAUCUUGGAACUUGCAGAUCACAUUGAAAGGUUGAAAGCGAAUGACAAUUUGAAGUUCUCACAGGAGUAUGAGUCUAUUGAUCCUGGUCAGCAGUUCACAUGGGAACACUCUAACCUGGAAGUAAACAAACCAAAGAAUAGAUAUGCGAAUGUAAUUGCAUACGACCAUUCUCGUGUCCUACUCUCAGCAAUAGAAGGCAUACCAGGCAGUGACUAUAUCAAUGCCAACUACAUAGAUGGAUACAGGAAGCAGAAUGCUUACAUAGCAACGCAGGGGGCAUUGCCAGAAACCUUUGGUGACUUCUGGAGAAUGAUGUGGGAGCAACGAGGUGCAACUGUCGUCAUGAUGACAAAACUAGAGGAGAGGUCCAGGGUGAAGUGUGAUCAAUACUGGCCAAGCAGAGGCACAGAAACUUAUGGACUAAUCCAAGUGACCCUUUCAGACACUGUUGAAUUGGCAACAUACUGUGUUCGUACGUUUGCACUUUACAAGAAUGGCUCAAGUGAGAAGAGGGAAGUGAGACAAUUCCAGUUCACUGCCUGGCCUGACCAUGGUGUCCCAGAACACCCGACACCGUUCUUAGCUUUCCUGCGACGAGUCAAGACUUGCAACCCACCUGAUGCUGGACCUAUGGUUGUUCAUUGCAGUGCUGGAGUCGGCAGGACUGGCUGUUUCAUUGUGAUAGAUGCCAUGUUAGAGAGAAUAAAGCAUGAAAAGACUGUAGAUAUUUAUGGCCACGUAACUCUAAUGAGAGCACAGAGGAAUUACAUGGUUCAAACUGAGGACCAAUACAUCUUUAUCCAUGAUGCACUGCUGGAAGCAGUGACAUGUGGAAAUACCGAAGUGCCAGCCAGAAACCUGUAUGCAUAUAUCCAGAAGCUGACACAGAUAGAAACAGGCGAGAAUGUCACAGGAAUGGAACUGGAAUUUAAGCGUCUUGCUAGCUCUAAGGCUCACACUUCAAGAUUCAUCAGUGCCAAUCUUCCAUGUAAUAAAUUCAAAAAUCGCCUUGUCAAUAUUAUGCCAUACGAAUCCACAAGGGUAUGCUUGCAGCCUAUUCGAGGAGUAGAAGGCUCUGAUUAUAUUAAUGCCAGUUUCAUUGAUGGAUACAGGAAACAACAAGCUUACAUAGCUACACAGGGUCCUUUAGCAGAAACAACUGAAGACUUCUGGAGAAUGCUCUGGGAGCAUAAUUCUACAAUUGUGGUCAUGCUCACUAAGCUACGAGAAAUGGGCAGAGAAAAAUGCCACCAGUACUGGCCUGCAGAGCGCUCAGCCAGAUAUCAGUAUUUUGUGGUCGAUCCAAUGGCAGAGUACAAUAUGCCACAGUAUAUUCUGAGGGAAUUCAAGGUUACAGAUGCAAGGGAUGGUCAGUCCCGAACAGUGAGGCAGUUCCAGUUCACUGACUGGCCAGAACAAGGAGUGCCAAAGUCUGGAGAAGGAUUUAUUGACUUCAUAGGCCAAGUGCAUAAAACAAAAGAGCAAUUUGGUCAGGAUGGACCAAUUUCUGUUCAUUGCAGUGCGGGUGUUGGAAGGACUGGAGUAUUCAUAACCCUGAGCAUUGUGUUAGAAAGAAUGAGAUAUGAAGGUGUUGUAGACAUCUUCCAGACUGUCAAAAUGUUAAGGACACAGCGGCCAGCCAUGGUACAGACAGAGGAUCAAUACCAGUUCUGCUAUCGAGCCGCACUGGAGUAUCUGGGCAGCUUUGAUCACUAUGCAACAUAAAAACCCAAUGUGGAUUUUUAUUGCAGGCCCUUUAAGAUCCAGAGAGCCGCUUCUGAGCCAUACGAUGUGCUUUAGAAGUACUUCUUAACUCUUAGCUAAGGAGCAAUUAUUGGGGAUAUAUAAAACAAAAAAUAAUAAAAAAAAAACAAAUGAACAAAAAUAUUGGGGAUAUAUAAAACAAAAAAACCAACAAAAAAAAAUACCCCACCCAACAAGAAGUAUUCCAUGUGGACCAAGAAUUCACAGUUUAAUAACCUAACCAUAAUAAAAGAAUCCUGACCACUGAGGCGUCUGAAGGAUCUCAUUUACAGAUACCUCAAGGGUUCGACAUUGGUUGAAGUUAAAGGGAAGAGGAAAUUAAUCAGAAAGAGUGAUCAUCUUAUUCAGGAUUACAUGCUUUUGCAAAGAGGAGUUUUGAGAACUGCAGUUCAGUGCAAGACGUUUGUUGCGAGGUUGGGUUCUGGCUUCUCAAACAAAGCGGACUCUUUACUUCAACAUCACCCUUUCCCAUCAUACUGCUCAUCCUAACACUUUAGGGAAAAUGUGGGAAUGUUUAAAAAGAAAGUCCUUGAUUUAGUUUUUUAGUAUUGUAAAGAUACUGCUGACCUGUGCUUCAUUUUUAACUGUGUAAACUUUUUCCUUUUUUUAACAAGAGUUUAUCAUUCAAUGAAGUGAAUUAAAGAAAAGGUUGCAUAACUGUUAAUAUUUUUGUUUUAAAAUGUAGAUUUUUUUUUUUUAAGCUGUAGAACUGUUAUCUGUAAUAUUGUGCUGUAGAAAUGUUAGAUACUUGGAAAAUUUGCACAUUUUUGUGCAGUCCUACAGUACCACAGUCUUGUUAGAUAUUAAUUUUGUAGUUUUAUUUGGGCUUUUUUUUUUUUUCUUUAAGAAAAUAUCCAUUGUAAUCAGUUAAAUCAAAAUGGGGCUUUUUGGUUUCUUUUGGAAUCAACAGGGAGGCGCAAAGUAUAAAGAUGCUGCUAGCACAUCCACACACACGCACAUAUGCACAUGCACACUCACACCCUCUCUCUUUUAUAUAUAUAUAUAUAUAUAUAUGUAUUACUGUCUACCCUUUCCUGACUCUCUGUUUAGUUGCAGAGAAUACAGAUGGAUUCAGAUACAAAUUCACACACAUGCACAUAAACGUAUCAGUCCUUCCGUACCUGGAUUUAUUCAAAGUAUUGGGAAAGUUUUUCCGCAUACAAUUGUAUCAACCUACAAUUUGAUCAUCUCUGCAUUUUUAAGGUCCAUAAACUUCUAUUUCAAAGGGAAGUGAGGAAUGCACAUCAUUGAUAUUUGAACGCCAUCUCUAUCCCAAAUAAUAUUUCUACCCGCAUUUCCACUUGAACACACACACUUGCACACAUACAGAGCACACACAUGCACACACGCACAGAGAGUAUGUGAUUUAGGCUUCAAGUGAAGUUCAAUAUUUGUAACACUAUAGUGCAAUAAGAAAUCAUAUUAUUAAAUGUAGGAGGUGUGCAUGUGGGAAAGGUCAGUGCAUAUCCCUUUAGGAGGGGAGAAUGUUGUAAUAUACUAGGUAUUAAGAUGUUUUAAAACUGUAUUCAAUAGUAUACUGUCUAUAGUGUGCGCUAUAUAAUUUACAUUUAUCGUAUGUAACAGGGCAAAGCCAAACACACAUUGCUCUGUGAAAUCAAACGUUUUGUGGCAUACAGCAUUGUUUGGGGAUGCUGGGGUUUAUUUUAAUUUUACAUUUAGAGUGCCUUAUAUUUGAUGCCUAUUUUGAAUAGUAUUUCUUUAAGUUAGCCUUCAUUUGUAUUUAGUUUAGUUUGUUUAUAUCUCUGUUGUUCUUUUCAAACAUUUUAAUACAUGUACCAGACAAUUUUGAAAAGUAUGCAUUACCAGUUUCUAAUCAAGUAUGGAUGGUAAUAAAUGAUAACCCAAAACACAUAGGUAGUCAAAGCCCUUUAUCUUUACAUAUUUCUAAUAACAGAAUAGCCCACAAAUUGGAAGUCUUUUUCUGGUUAGCUUUUCAAACCCGCUUUGUCACUCGUUAUAGUGUUAUCUGUCAUUGCCGUAAUGUAGCAGCACAGUAGCAGUAGUUGACAUCAGCAGUGCUUAUGCAUCUUUUCUUUUUUAACUUUCUUUUCUUUUUUCUUUUUUCUUUUUUUCUUUUUUUUUAUUUUAUUUUUUUUCCAAAUUGAUUUUGGGCCAAGUCCGGCUCAUUCACUUUUGUCACCAGAUUGCUGAAGUCAAACCCUUGCUUUCAGUGGGGAGGCUCAUGUAAGGCUAGCAAGACUAAGCCCACAUGACAUACUGGAGAUUGACAGAUUUUAUUCCAGGACAAAGGAAAAUUCUCUAAACAGCACAAAGUACUUCUUGAGACUCUUUCUAGAAUGCCAUUUACAUUGACCUUGGUCACCAUAUGUUCUGCCAUUGUCAGUACAUCAGCAUCAAAGGAUGCUUUUUUUGGGGUUCCAAAUAGGAGCAUUGCUGUGGCUUCUCAAUGUAGCCUCAACAUUUUUUGUUCUUCUUCCAAUUUUCCCACUCCUAUGAGAAAUAAAACUAAGAAAGACCAAACUCCAGCAAUUGUAUUUGAGCACUUUUGUAAUUUAAAAAAACCCAAACCAAAAAAAUCAAAACAGAAAUAUAAAUAUAUAUAUAUAUGGAAUAGAAGUAUUAUAGAAGGCUACCUCAGAAUGAGAUUCUAUAACUCACAUCUGAACCAGAGAAGAAUGUGCACUAUAUUUCUUUCUCUUCUUCUUUCUUGAUUUAUACAUUGAAAUAAUUAUUGAAGUGCCAGGUUAUGUAGUGUGGUCAUGUUCUUUAAUUCAAAUAUAUGAAAUCAGAAAUACAAAAUAAAGUGUCAUUUUGAAAACACAGACUAAGGAAGGUUUCUGAACACUGUAUCUGUAUAAAGAUCAGUGCAUUUUCUCUAGCAGACAGUCUUGCAAGCUCCAAUGAAAAUAAGGGAGUAAAAGAAAUACAAAAAAGCAGAGCCAAUUUGUGAGAAAAACCGUUGUACAACUAAAUACUCGUUUCAGGUUUUUUUGUUUCUUAUGAUAGCUCUUAGCAUCAUUGAUGUGCAUUCCACUUUCUGUAUUCUAAUAUAUGCAUUCUAGUUAAAUUAAAUUGUGAGCAUCUUUGUCUACAUACAUCAUACAUUUCCAAGCUUAAAAUUGGUUUCAUCAGCAUAACCAGUACGGUGCUAUUAUUUACGUUUGUAUGUGUAGUUAUGUCUAAUUUUGUAAUUAGUUGCAAUGGGGAAAAACACCACAAAAUAUAUGAAAAUGAUUUAUACAGAAUUUUAAUUUAGCUCUUUUUUAAAAAGUUAUUUGAGUGGUUAGAUAGCAGAGAAGAUGGCUGGGGGAAGGAGUGACCCUCUAAGGAGAUUUGCACUUUCUAUAUAUACCUUUGUACUAUGCACUGCCCUAUUGAUUCUACACCCAAUAUAACUUGAACCCAUCUGUAAGAAAUUGCUUAAAAAAUCCACUUGUAUGUAUUUAAAAGACACAGAACAUGUAAAAAGGAAAAAAAAAAGCAACUGCUUUUUUUUUUCCUUUUAUUUUCUCCCAUUUUUCUUAUGUUUCUGUUUCUUUUUUUUCUUUUUUUUCUUUUUUUUUUUUCCCUUGGUGCCCUGAUACUCCACAGAUAUCAGAAGGCUGCAGGUCUCAUUAUAACCAUCUGUUAUGUGGCUUUGCCAUUCAAGCUUGGAGUGUCUUUACAAAGAUAAUAAAAACUUGUGUUCUUUGCUCUUGUUUUGGAUGCAUAGACUGAAAAACUUAAAAAAUUACCUUGUAAAAUGGCUUGUUUAAAAAGAUACAAUUACCUCUAAUUAGUAGUACGCGUAAAUGUUUUACAGAAUGAAAGGCGUGCUUUUUAUUUUCUUACUUGGUUACAUUGGUGGCAAAAGAAAGUCUGUAUGAAAAUCAGUUCUUUGCUGACACAAGUUCCAUUUGUUACAGAUGAAUUCUAAUAAAAUGUCAGUGUUAUGCAGCCCUGGUCUUCUUUCUUAAGCAGUACUUUUGAAAUCAAAACUUGUUUGGUCCCUGUUGGUGAUAAAGGAGUUUAAUUGAAACUACAAAGCAGUCAUUAAUCUUCUUAACUAGCUGCUGGACAAUGGAAAAUACAUUCUUAGGUUAGCAAAUAUAUAUCAUUUUCAGCAGCAAGCUUUGAGGCAGCAUAGGCAAACCCUUUGGCAUAAAUUCUCAUAGCUUCAUGAGCUUAAUUGGAAUUAUCAGACUUUACAUGCCUCUGGAGUUCCCCUUUGUGCUUUAAAAAUGCAUCACUACACUGAGAAAACAGAUUUCUCUCCAUUCAUAGGUGCAACUCAAAGAGGGCAGAAUACCCACACAUUUUAUGUGAAUUGUGAACUUUUAAUUCCUGUAGAUUUGGCAGCUCCUGGGGUAAAUCCAAAGUCACUUGUCAGAAUUCAGUUACUGAAAUUGUGGCAAGCCGUCAUGACUUUUGACUGACUUCUGUUAUGCACUGCAUAUGCAGUGAAUAAAAAUGUGAAUCUGUGGGUCUACUAUCCAAAUACUGGGGUAGAAUUUUUAAACACAUCGGAAAAGUUUUAGAUGAAUAAACACACCAGGUGUAUUGUGGCAAGCUACAAGGGGCACGGUAUGGCAAUCUACUCAAAGAAAACAAGUCUUGCUCUGUCUGCUUGUUUUGAAAGAAGGAAGGUUUUGUCUCCAAGAUUACUUUGUAAGGGAAUACAGUCUAUUAGCAAUUAGUAUUAAGUACAUGUUAAUAAAGCAUUCUCUGUGCUGGAAGGAUGUGCAAGACAUUAACAUUAGGGUGAUUUCUAAGAACGUGUAUUGUUCUUGGCCUAAUUUCCACUUUAAGAUGGUGAUAAUAGUGUAAAUGUGAAGCCUUGGUAUUCUUACAGAGGCCUAUUAAUGUUUUUCCACUGAAUUCUGUGGAUUUUACAAUUACUGCAUUGCAGGCUGCCUUUGACUUGAACCUUUUUUGCGUAGUCUGUGCAAGGUGGUUUAGAGCUGUGUUAUGUAAGGGUUUCUUUAACUAUCUGAGUGGCUUUAGAUGGUACCCUUUAAUGUCAGCAUUGACUUCUUUGGAUUUUCCUGUUCUGUGCAUCUAGCAUGGACCAUAAUAAAGUGUGAAAAUGAGUAUUGACAAAAAUA